Molecule: messenger RNA, 560 nt
Organism: Maniola jurtina (meadow brown)
Lineage: Eukaryota; Metazoa; Arthropoda; Insecta; Lepidoptera; Nymphalidae
Product: histone H3
Exons: 1
Coding region: 81-491 (136 amino acids)
Cellular component (GO): nucleosome
Molecular function (GO): protein heterodimerization activity; structural constituent of chromatin; DNA binding
Source: RefSeq, a predicted model, not a curated record
GUUGCGACUGGACGCACGCAAAGUUUAACAUACAUUUAUUUUUUUCUUUUAUAGAAAAAAAAAGGAGAUAGUAGAAGAAUAUGGCCCGCACGAAGCAGACCGCUCGCAAGUCCACCGGAGGUAAAGCGCCUCGCAAGCAGCUGGCAACCAAGGCUGCACGCAAGAGCGCUCCCGCCACCGGCGGCGUGAAGAAGCCUCACCGCUACAGACCGGGCACUGUGGCGCUUCGUGAGAUCCGUCGUUACCAGAAGAGCACCGAACUCCUGAUCCGCAAGCUUCCGUUCCAGCGGCUGGUGCGCGAGAUAGCUCAGGACUUCAAGACCGACCUCCGAUUCCAGAGCUCCGCCGUGAUGGCCCUGCAGGAGGCCAGCGAGGCGUAUCUGGUCGGACUAUUCGAAGACACCAACCUGUGCGCCAUCCACGCAAAACGUGUCACCAUCAUGCCGAAGGACAUCCAGCUGGCGCGCAGGAUCAGGGGCGAACGCGCCUAAAACUGUGUGCGAGCGUCGUCGGGUGGUCACUUGCCUAAUUGUGCAAUUGCAAAAGGCCCUUUUCAGGGC